CUCUCCAGCCGCCGCAAACCCCGCGACCUCCAGCAGCCCGCCCCCGCGGGCCCGAUCCUGCCCGGCGGCUCCCGCCGCAGCCUGCUCAGCCUUUCCGCUCUCCCAGGGCUCGCGCCACUACACCUCCCCCGCCGUCCGCGCCGGGGCUUCCCUGUUCCCAACUCCUCCCGCCCCCUCGAAGCCCCCUCUCCCGCCCUGGCAAGUUGGCAUGCAGGUGUCUAUCGCGUGUACCGAGCAGAACCUUCGCAGCCGGAGCAGUGAGGACCGUCUGUGUGGACCCCGGCCGGGCCCCGGGGGCGGUAAUGGCGGGCCGGUCGGCGGCGGGCAUGCGAAUCCUCCGGGGGGAGGAGGGUCGGGCCCCAAGGCCCGGGCCGCACUGGUCCCCCGACCCCCAGCGCCCGCUGGGUCCCUCCGAGAGAGCACCGGCAGAGGCACUGGCAUGAAAUACAGGAACCUAGGAAAGUCUGGUCUUCGGGUCUCCUGUCUUGGCCUAGGCACCUGGGUCACGUUUGGUUCUCAAAUCUCGGACGAGACAGCAGAGGACGUGCUGACAGUGGCCUAUGAGCACGGUGUAAACCUAUUUGACACGGCUGAAGUCUACGCAGCGGGGAAGGCUGAAAGAACCCUAGGCAACAUACUCAAGAGCAAAAGAUGGAGGAGAUCAAGCUAUGUCAUCACCACCAAGAUUUUUUGGGGGGGACAGGCAGAAACCGAGCGAGGCCUGAGCCGCAAACACAUCAUCGAGGGCUUGCAAGGAUCCCUGGAGCGCCUCCAGUUGGGAUACGUGGACAUCGUCUUCGCCAAUCGCUCAGACCCCAGUAGUCCCAUGGAGGAGAUUGUGCGAGCCAUGACCUACGUCAUUAACCAGGGCCUGGCCCUCUACUGGGGGACAUCCCGGUGGGGAGCCGCAGAAAUCAUGGAGGCCUACUCCAUGGCCAGACAGUUCAAUCUGAUUCCUCCAGUGUGUGAGCAAGCCGAGCACCGUCUGUUUCAGAGAGAGAAGGGGGAGAUGCAGCUGCCAGAGCUCUACCACAAGAUUGGUGUUGGCUCGGUUACCUGGUCCCCUCUGGCCUGUGGCCUCAUCACUAGCAAGUAUGAGGGGCGAGUCCCAGAGACCGGCAGGGCCACCAUCAAGGGCUACCAGUGGCUCAAGGACAAAGUGCAGAGUGAGGGUGGCAAGAAGCAGCCACAAGCCAAAGUCAUGGACCUUCUUCCCAUGGCUCACCAGCUGGGCUGCACUGUGGCGCAGCUUGCUAUUGCGUGGUGUCUCCGCAGCGAGGGUGUCAGCUCGGUCUUGCUGGGGGUGUCAAGUGCAGCGCAGCUGCUGGAACAUCUGGGAGCCCUGCAGGUGCUGAGCCAGCUGACGCCGCAGACGGUGAUGGAGAUAGACGGGCUUCUGGGGAACAAGCCGCCUUCCAAGAAAUAGUCCGUCGGGGGCGCAGGCAACCACAUCCGUGCGGCCGCCGCCGCCGCCUCCCUCCCGCCCCGGAUCCCUCCACGCCGCGGCCGCAGCCAGGGGGGCCCCGCCCCCUAACGAGUCCCGGCUUCGAGUAGCGAUGCGCAUGAACAAAGCCAUAUCCUCCGCAGUGGGGCUCGAGAGGGAAAGUAGUGCGCCGUCCCCGUCCAUGCGCUCGCUCCUCCAGGCCUUCUUGCUAAUCCUGGGCAUGAACCACCGGGCCGGCUCCUCUCUGCCCCUUGGUCUCCCUCCCUUUUCUUCUUCCCCUAAUCGCCGAGGCCCAGAGGAAGACAAAAAAAAAAUACAAAAAACGGCAGAUACAGGAAACUUGCACAUUACCUCAAAAGUGGCCCUUGAGAUGUCAUCAAGGGAUAAUAACCUAAUAAGAAGGGAGUAGUGACGUCAUCUGGGACAAAGGCACUGGGGCUCUUAUUCGGUACAAAGGAAGCCAGGCUGGUCCUGGCAGGAAGUGAACGGUAGUCUUUGAGGACCCUGCCUCCCAGCAGAAGGUGGAGGGGCGCUUA
This is a messenger RNA of Odobenus rosmarus divergens (Pacific walrus), 1980 nucleotides long. It is a transcript of the gene KCNAB3, whose product is annotated as potassium voltage-gated channel, shaker-related subfamily, beta member 3. Bases 209 to 1426 code for a protein of 405 amino acids. Gene Ontology annotation, molecular function: voltage-gated potassium channel activity; transmembrane transporter binding; potassium channel regulator activity. Gene Ontology annotation, cellular component: cytoplasm; voltage-gated potassium channel complex; membrane. The record is from RefSeq and is a predicted model, not a curated record. Gene Ontology annotation, biological process: potassium ion transport; regulation of potassium ion transmembrane transport. The transcript has 14 exons. Lineage: Eukaryota; Metazoa; Chordata; Mammalia; Carnivora; Odobenidae.